AAAAGCAUUGAGUGAAGAUCCACGGUGAACAGAGGAGCACACGUGUCCACUACCUCCAUUUAACAGCAGUAAAUCAAAAUGGCAAAGGAGAAGCUCCACAUCAACAUCGUGGUCAUUGGCCAUGUCGACUCUGGCAAAUCCACCACCACCGGCCACCUGAUCUACAAGUGUGGAGGAAUCGACAAGAGAACCAUCGAGAAGUUUGAGAAGGAAGCCGCCGAGAUGGGCAAGGGCUCCUUCAAGUACGCCUGGGUGAUGGACAAGCUGAAGGCCGAGCGUGAGCGUGGUAUCACCAUUGACAUCGCUCUGUGGAAGUUUGAGACCACCAAGUUCCUAGUGACUGUCAUUGAUGCUCCUGGACACAGGGAUUUCAUCAAGAACAUGAUCACUGGAACAUCUCAGGCUGACUGCGCCGUGCUGAUUGUUGCUGCCGGUGUUGGUGAGUUCGAGGCUGGUAUCUCCAAGAAUGGCCAGACCCGUGAGCACGCCCUGCUGGCCUACACCCUCGGCGUGAAGCAGCUCAUUGUCGGAGUCAACAAGAUGGACUCCACAGAGCCCCCUUACAGCGAAGCUCGGUUUACGGAAGUUAAAAAAGAAGUGACCUCGUUCCUCAAGAAGACUGGCUACAACCCUGCCUCUAUUGCCUUUGUGCCCAUCUCUGGGUUCCACGGAGACAACAUGAUGGAGGCCAGCGACAAGAUGAAGUGGUACAAGGAAUGGAGUAUUGAGCGCAAGGAAGGUAAGGCCAGUGGAGCCACAUUGUUCCAAGCUCUGGACUCCAUCCUGCCACCUGAUCGCCCCAUCAAGAAGCCCCUACGUUUGCCCCUGCAGGACGUCUACAAAAUUGGUGGUAUUGGAACGGUUCCUGUUGGACGUGUUGAGACUGGUAUCCUGAAGCCUGGUAUGGUCGUCACGUUCAGUCCCCCCAAUCUGACCACUGAGGUGAAGUCCGUGGAGAUGCACCACGAGAGCCUGUCUGAGGCUCUCCCCGGUGACAACGUCGGUUUUAACAUCAAGAACGUGUCCAUCAAGGAGAUCCGUCGAGGGAAUGUGGCCGGCGACAGCAAGAACGACCCACCAAUGGCUGCGGAGACCUUCACUGCUCAGGUCAUCGUGCUGAACCAUCCCGGUCAAAUCAACAAGGGUUAUAGCCCUGUGGUGGAUUGCCACACUGCUCAUAUUGCCUGCAAAUUCGCAGAACUCCUUCAGAAGAUCGACCGUCGUAGUGGUAAAGCCCUGGAAGAAAACCCCAAAAGUGUCAAGUCUGGAGAUGCAGCCAUGGUCUUGAUGGAGCCUUCAAAACCCCUGUGUGUUGAGGCGUUUGCAGAGUUUCCCCCACUUGGUCGCUUCGCUGUGCGUGACAUGAAGCAGACGGUGGCUGUCGGUGUCAUCAAGUCCGUCAACAAGAAGAAUCCCACAUCUGGAAAAGUUACCAAGGCUGCAGUUAAAGCUGCGAAGAAAUGAGUUCUCCUACCCAAAACAUUUCCUUGGAUUAACUGCUGUAUAGGUUCAAAUGAAAACAAUAGAAAAAAACCAACAAUAAAAACAAUA
Molecule: messenger RNA, 1551 nt
Organism: Solea senegalensis (Senegalese sole)
Lineage: Eukaryota; Metazoa; Chordata; Actinopteri; Pleuronectiformes; Soleidae
Product: elongation factor 1-alpha-like
Exons: 8
Coding region: 79-1464 (461 amino acids)
Biological process (GO): translational elongation; translation
Molecular function (GO): GTP binding; translation elongation factor activity; GTPase activity
Source: RefSeq, a predicted model, not a curated record